Messenger RNA from Oryza brachyantha (malo sina), 547 nucleotides. Its product is annotated as non-specific lipid-transfer protein 2-like. The transcript has a single exon. The coding region runs from base 62 to 358 and encodes 98 amino acids. Lineage: Eukaryota; Viridiplantae; Streptophyta; Magnoliopsida; Poales; Poaceae. The record is from RefSeq and is a predicted model, not a curated record. Gene Ontology annotation, biological process: lipid transport.
CCAGGUGGUUGGUAAGCAAGCUCCUAUACUGAUCUGAAUUACUGAGAGUCUGAGUCUUGGCAUGGCGGCGAAGCGUGGACGGGCGGCGGUGGUGGUGUUGGCGGCGGCGGUGAUGGUGGCGGCGGCGGUGCUGUGCGGGGCGGGGGCGGAGGCGGCGUGCGACGCGAUGCAGCUGACGCCGUGCGCGGGGGCGAUCAUCGGGAACGCGGCGCCGACGGCGGCGUGCUGCAGCAGGAUGAAGGAGCAGCAGCCGUGCCUGUGCCAGUACGCGCGCGACCCCAACCUGCAGCGCUACGUCAACUCCCCCAACGGCAAGAAGGUCAUGGCCGCCUGCCGCGUCCCCGUCCCCACCUGCUGAGGCGAGGCGUCGGGGCCCCACCUGUCAUCGACCGCCGCGCCGCGCGCCUGGCUGCACUUCGUGUCUUGCUGCUAUACUAUUCGUCUUGUGGUUUUUAUUACUGCCAUGCCUGCUCUCUGUAUUGUAUUCCACUGCGCGUCUACCAUGAAUAAAGGCAGAAAUGUAAUGGUGCGAUGUUACAUUUGUCCA